GAGCAGCCAGGAACCAAUAGGCAGCCUCCUUUCUCCCACUACAAAGUCCUACCAAUCUUAGCAGAUUUUUUUAUUUAUCUGCCUCUGAUUAUCAAUAUAUAUUUCUAAAAAGGCAUGAGGGAAUAAUUUAGCUACAUUUAUCAUGUGUUUAGAUGGGCAAGUUAAAGCUCCAAGGUACGUUAGACAUGAGAGACUAUAAUCAAAGAAUAAAACGUCCGCGUGCCUGGCUGGUCAUUGAGAGAGCUGAUUACUGUUUAUAUCCUUUUCUAGUUGACUUAGUCUUCCUUCCCCAACUUGCCUCUCUACUUGCUACUCCACAAUGAUACUGCUUUUUAUUCUUUUUCCCUGUGCUCGGUACCAAGUAAAAAAUUUUAGCUGGGCAAAGUUUGUCUUAAGCCUUUCCCAUUUUUAUUUUCAAAACUGCUCUUUUCUGUAUCUAACUAUCUGUAGGAGAUCAAUGCCCUUAAAGUCUUUCCCUAUUUUUCAAUGUUUCAAUUCUCUUCAGCAACCAACAUAGCAUCCAUAACAACACUGUUCUAUGGUUUCACAUGAGCUCUCUGAACAGCCUCAGUCCCAUUGCUCUGUUUGAUGUUUUGAGUACAGAGCCAUGACUCAAAGAAAUUACUCACACUGUUCAUGAGAAGUGGAGCAAAUAGUCUGGGCUCUACAACUACUUUUUUUUUCUUUUGUUUUUUGUUUUGUUGUUUGUUUUUUGAGACAGGGUUUCUCUGUGUAACAGCCCUGGUUGUCCUGGAACUUGGUUUGUAGACCAGGACUGCCUCUGCCUCUUGAAUGCCUGGAUUAAAGGCAAUUGCCACCAUGUUUGUCUUGGAUCUGGGUUCUACUUUUCAGCCUGAGCACUUAAUCCAAACGAUUCAUGAGAGCCACUGUGAUAUGAGGAGGGCUUCGAAUCUGAACCAAAUAACUGUCUACUGUGUAAUCUGGGACAAAUAAUGCAAUUUCUUGAGUUUUGAUUUGAUCAUAUUUUAUUUACGUAUGACUGCCCUCCCAAAUUAUACGAAUUAUUCAAACCCAUCAUUCUGACACCAACGUGUGAAAUUUGUCAGUCUCGCGUGAGCACAGCUCUCCUUCCGAUUAGAAGAGUUUUAAAUAGCUAAAUACAAGGGAAUUUGCCUCGUUCAAGUUAGCUUCAGAAAGCACAGUACCUUCAGCAAAAACGAAAAUCUAGAUUCUGAAAUAAUAGGAGAGAAAGCUCUGCAGUCGAGGAAGGUCUUGUCGGUUCUGCUGAACCGCAGUAUUAGGUACAUGAUCCUUUUGCAAACUUUAUAAGCGGCAGCACCUGAGAAAACCAGUACACUAAGUAUUCACCUCAGUAGGUCUGAAAAUUUAGUGGCAACUGGCUAAACUUCUCUUGUUAUUUAUUUAUUUGUAUUCUAUAUAUGUGAAUGUUUUGCUUGUAUGCGUGUAAGUGCACCAUGUGCAUCAGCCCUGAAUCUGGAGCUAUGGAUGAGUGUGAGCCUUGUCUUACUGUAUCUGGUUUAUCCUAUUUGGCUGUCAUCUCUUGGAGGCCUGCUCUUUUCUGGAGAGGAAACAAUUGGGGAGUGAAUCUGGGGGAGAGGGAGAAUGAAGGACUUCAAGUCUCAAACUUUGGGUCACACGGCUGAGGUGUGCCUAUUUAACAUAGGAAAGCAGAUUUGGUUGUCAGGUUCUCCCAGCAUUCCUUAGUCCCUACUUGUCACAGGGUAUGGUGGUCAUACCCUAGUCUCUACCCCAAACUUUAGUCCAGGGGCUGGGCUGCCCUUCCACAUUGGCUCUUCCCUGUACAGUCCAGCUAUUUUGGUUACUUACCCUUUUUGUAUCUUUGCCCUCUUGGUUGCUGCACUUGGUUCCCUCUCUCCCCUCCCCCUUCUCCUCCUCCUCUUCCACGUGGCCCAGCACAGUCAGGGUCAUGUUCACUGUAAACUCUUCCAGAUGUCCCUGUCUCUGCCUGUGUUCUCGCUUUCAGCCACAAUAAACUUUCUCCACCACCACACCUAGGAGCGGUCGGCCAUGUUCUUUCCUUUCCUUUCCUUUUCCUUUUUUUUCAUUCAGGGGAAGCUGGGAGGCGUGGAGAGAGGGGAAACUGUGGUCAGGAGGUAUGAUAUGAGAGAAGAAUCUCUUUUCAACAAGGGAAAGAAAAAGAAUUCCACUGACGUCAAGUGGGCUAGAAAGAGAUCACAAUGGCAGAUUGUUCCGAGUAGCACAGAGACCCAAAGAAAUAUCAAUUAUAUUGUGUUGUGAUGCAGCAGAUUUUAUUGUGCGAGGAUGGGAAGGAAAAGCCACAUUCGUUUUCUUGGUGUGAGUGGGUAUUGUUCUGGACCCCAUGGCAGGAUUAGACACACUGCCAGAGAGCAAGUACACAAAGUUGUUAUGGAAACUAGAAUGCAGCGCACAUUUGCAGAGAAUUUCCAAAGCCGUCUUAUUCAGCAAAAUCAACUCCAUCUGCUUAGCCACACGCCAGUGUGCCCUAAUGCAGACUGUAUUCUUUGGGUUCUUUGACCGGCUGUCCUUGACUAAAUGUAAAUUCAAGACUCAGGGGAUGGCAACUCCAUCACCAAAGUGCAACUUGUGUGUAGGAUCUUUGCGUUGCGUGUCAGAAGCUUGCUCACACUUGCCUCAGCCAUUGUCAGCGUUCUGGUUUCUGUAAUCUGAGAACAAGGUGGAAGUUGUGACCGUCUUCUGAGAGAAACAUUUCCUCCAGAGAGCCACUCACUGUCUGGGUUGUCCCUCACCGGGAUACGGCGAGUGUGUCUCUUUGCGUUCUUUCUGUCGUCAUGGAGAACAGACAGUGACAGUGGCCUCCGGCCAUCAAUUUUUGUCUUUGAGAACUGGGAAUUUUUCCAGCUAUCUCUGAAAACAGGAUUUUUGUUUUGUUACAUUUGCCCCACUUUUGAGAAGGAAAUUGCAUGAUGAGGAUUUUUGUGGCUUUUGAAGGAGCUUUUGAGGCGUUUGAUGUUUCAGCACACGAAUCUGUGGAAGCCAUCAAGCAGAUGGUAAAGGAUUAUUUCCACAUUCCUCUUUCUGAAGACCAACAAGGCAGGUGGUAUUUAGAGCUGAUGUACGCCGGAGCUGCCCUAAGGAACAGCUGGAGGCUGUCGGAUGUCGGGAUCUCUUUCUGCGCGACUCUCAGAUGCUUCAUUAAGAAAGAAGACAAGCCUACCCUGUAUGUGUUUAAUGCUGUGACCCAGAAGAUGAUGCCGAUGAGGGAGAACGUGUCUAUUCUGGAUAAAAAGGUGUCCGACCUGAGAAGACUGAUAACUCUGAAGUGUGGCUUCCCCGUGAGCGUCUACUGUCUGCGGACACCAGAGGGACUGGAGAUGUUUGACUGCAACAGCCUCAAGGUCUACCGGACUGAUAUCGGCACAACACUUCGUUUGGAUGUCUGGGAUGGAUGGAAGGAAUUUCUCAUGGGAUGUCUUCUCGGGCAAAAGCCUAAAGUCCAACGAUACUUAUCAAAAGAAGGACCAGUACUCAAGUACCAGAAAAGGGUAGCCCUGUACAUCGCCGCCUUUCACGGACACACUGAACUCACUGAAUGGGCUCUGAAGCAGGGCGUGCAGCCCCACGAGGCGGUUGGUGUUCACCCUUAUCGAGCCUGGUGCCACGAAGCCCUUCACGCGGACGUCUCUGAUUGCCCUAUUCAUGCAGCUGCAGAGGCCGGCCAACUGUUAAUUCUGAAGGCCUUUGUCAACUGCGACGUCCUGUGCCUGGAAUGUAAAAAUGCAGCCGGGCGAACGCCCCUGGCCAUUGCAGCGAAACGUCAGCAUGAAGCCUGUGUAUUAUAUUUACUGAAUAAAAUGUGGUCCACAGUUUCUUUUCUCAAACUUUCAGUUCCGAUGAGGAUUUAUAUUAAAAUAAAGCAGUGGAUUCUCAGAGCUCAGAGUCAUAGAGGCCAGAAAAGCCAGCUUAACAGAGCAAGAAUCUCUGGGGCAAAAGUUGGAGACACCGUGGUGGUGGACGGUUUUACUAAGCCAAAAAUGACAUCCAAGAGCUGGCACAAGGCUGGAGACAAGAGCUGGCAAAGCACUCGGAGUAAACUACCACCUUGCAAGCAACAAUCAAGCAGGAAACCCGUCGUUUCGCAAAGGGACACCAGUAAACAAAUCACACUCCCAUCCUUCGUAAAAACAAAUACGUCCUCAGAACCACAACGUCCUCAACAAGAAAGCCAGCAAAAUAAAACUGCCCAAGCUGGGAGAAAAGAAAAGUACGUAAGAAAUGCCUAUCUCCCCCAGGUUCCGCUCCCUCCAGUCUCCAGAGUGGAUUAUCCCCACCGAAUACUCCACUGCACUCCGCCCGGUGCCAACCGCUUGCUAAGAUCCUUCUUCGCGUCUUUCUCAGAGCACAGUGGGAGGACUCCGAGAGAGAACGCCAUCUACUGUUUAGCUGUAGCAAGCGCCUUUAAGGAGAAGCGAUGGCUCCAGCAAUUAGAAAUAGCAAGAGUCCUGGCCAAAAAGAGCAUUUCUAACCUGACUGUUCAAGAAGGUCCAGCAAAGUGUGAAAACCUUCCAGAAAUUUUGCUUUGAAAUGCCACAUCAGCCCUAGUUUGGAGCAUGAUAUGGUCAAAUAGAGUCUCCAUUUCUAACGUCAACAUAUCUAACUACGUUUCUAGUGCUACAUGGCUUCAACCGGGUGUUGAACAUUUAACAAAAACUUUCUUAGACACUGUAUUAUUCAAAGUUCUCUAGAGGAGCCAAACCCACAAAAUGAUUAUAUAUUGAAAGGGUGUAUGAGAUUGGCUCACAAGAUGCUUGGAUGGUCCAACAGCAGCUCGAUCCAGGAGGAUGGACAGUUCCACCAUUCUAACCUGGUGCCAAGGCAGGAAGGAUUCCUGGUCUUCAUAUCAGCAGCCAGAAGAAAAUGGAUUUUUCUUUCAGGGAAGAAAUGCAGCAGCAGCAACAACAACAAGGGAAACUGAGGCACAAGAGCAGGCCGGCAAGAAGCAAAGUUUUCCCCUGGGACCCCUUACUUGUGACUGUUGUGGUGUUCUGAAUAAGAAUGCCUCCCUCCACAGGCUCAUAUAUUUGAAUUCUUAGGGUUUUUUUUUUUUUUGAAGUGUUUCACUGGAGAUGUGUUUUGAU
This is a messenger RNA of Myodes glareolus (Bank vole), 5081 nucleotides long. It is a transcript of the gene Ankub1, whose product is annotated as ankyrin repeat and ubiquitin domain containing 1. Gene Ontology annotation, molecular function: protein binding. The record is from RefSeq and is a predicted model, not a curated record. Lineage: Eukaryota; Metazoa; Chordata; Mammalia; Rodentia; Cricetidae.